GUUGCGAGCUUUGGGGUUUCCGUUGAGGCGUUUUAGCGUGCCACUAGAAGCACUAGACUUUGGGCGGGUGGUAGACGCCGGACCAGAACUUCGAGGCCUCCAAGUGAACCGAGCCUCACAACAACGCCAAUCGAAUCGCAUAUACCCAGUAUGCGACCUCGAAACGGAGCGGAAGACCUGAACUGACCCCACGAAGAGAGACGAAGAGAGACGAAGAGAGACGAAGAGAGAGAGAGAGAGAGAAACAGAACCGGAAAUGGAACUCCGGCACAUAGUGGUGCUGUUUGCUGCUUGGUUGAUCGUGCCCGGUUGGCCGACAGGGGUGGUGAGUCAGGGUCAGGGUGACGAUUCGUUCGAGGAUGCCAGCGACAUCUGCUCCCGGUGUGCCUGUUCGGCGGCGAACGCCUCGGCCAGCGUGCUCGGUUACGAUCUGCUGGACUGUUCGCGGCGCAACCUACGGCGCAUGCUGGCCAACUGGCCGCCCGAAUUCGACGCAGACGAUCCGGACCGGGAGGUGGUGUUUUCGCUGUCGGGCAAUGCGAUCGGUCGCCUGCAGCAGCUGCCAGCGACACGGAACGCGCUAGUGUUCAGCUGUCGCCACUGUCAGCUCGAUCAGCUCGACGGUGGUCUCUUCCUCGACGCUCCCCACGUUUACCGGGUAGAUCUGAGCUGGAAUCGACUGUCCGGUGAGGUGCUGGCCGGUGGAGACGUAUUCCGCGGGCAGUACGAUGGCCAAACGCUAGUCCAGCUACCGCUCGAUGAGCUGGACCUGAGCAACAACAACAUCUCGCGGUUGACCGCCGACACCUUCCGGCAUGUGACCGGUGGCCUGCGGGGCCUUGCGCUCGCCCACAAUCCACUGGCCGGUGAGCUGGCGGGCGAGACGGGUGCCGCGUUGGCCGUACUGGUACACCUCGAGGUGCUGGAUCUAUCCUACCUUGCGCUGACCGCCAUCGAUGAGCGUGUGUUCGCCGGAAUGCUGAGCUUGCACGAGCUGUCCCUGCAGGGUAACCAGCUGCUCACCGUACCGGCUGCCGUCUACCGGGCGCCCGGCCUCGUCACCCUCAAUCUCGCCGAGAACCCGUUCGUGGAGCUGCGCAUCGAGCAAGCGCUGCCCAAUCUGCGCCAUCUGAACGUGAGCAGUAUGCCGUGGCUGGGCCAGAUCGCGGUCGAAUCGUUCACCAACGUAAAGGCCCUGCGGACGCUGCUUUGUCGCAGUAACCGUGCCCUGAGCGUGUUCGAUAUGGCCAUCUUUAGCCACCUGCCGGAGCUGCGCAAGCUCGAUCUGUCACACUCGGAACUGAAGCAUCUGGUGCCACCGCCGGGUACGGGCAACUUCUCGAACGUGCAUCGUGCCCCGGCACGCUACGCCGAGCAGCUCGAGACGCUGCGCCUAUCCGGUAACACCUGGCACUGUGACUGCGAGCUGCGCGCCGCCCUCAUCCUGUUCGGUUACGAUCAGCUACCGGAGGCGAUUGCCGGCGGUGGCGACGACGACGACGACGACGACAAUGGUGGCGGGCCGGACGAGGACGACGAGGCCCGCUGUGAGACGCCGUACAUGCUCACCUCCCUGCACCUGGCCGAUCUGCCGUUCAUCGACGUGUGCGAUCUGCCGGCGAACGAGGAUCACCGUGGGACGAUCUACGAGAAGCCGGCGUUUCUACGGCCGCGCGCCAUCUUUCUCUCGCUGCUGUCGGUCGGUAUCGUGAUCGGGCUCGGGUUCGUCAUCGGGCUGGCGGUGGUGUGCCUCAAGCGCAAGCUCAACCACACCGGCCUGACCGGCUUCACCUCGUCCCCGGUCCGGUACACCUCCGUACGGGACAGUACCAUCUCGGCGGCCUACCAGCAACAGGCCUAGUGUGUGUGUGCGCUUCAUGCUUCUGUGUGUGUAUAUGUGUAGUUCGAAAUGACAACUGGACGUCCGAGAUGCUUUGCGACGACCGUUAGUUUGAUAGGAGGUAGCAACAAAGCAACACUAGUAGCAAAAUGGUGCGCGUUCAUUGGGCUGCUACUGCCAGGACCGGGGCCGGGGCCCGGGCUGCGCUAAAGAAAAAGAAACGGCAGGAAAAAGAGCAAUCGUGCCAAACUGUGUGGUGCUCAAGGGAUCGGACCGCCGGUUUGUUUUUCCGUUCGUGCGUUCGUUCGUUCGUCCGUUCCUGUUUUUUGCUUCUUUGUUUUUCUUCUUCCUUUUCUUUUCUGUUUUCUUCUUCUUCUUCUUCUUCUUCUUCUUCUUCUUCUUCGUCUGCUUCGUCUUCGUUUCCUGUUCCAAGUUUUGGGGUUUGUUUUUUUUUUGUUAAAAUACACUGUUUUAUUGUUAGGCCUUAAUAAAGCAGAUAUUUUCAGAUUAAGAGUAAUGGUUAUGACUUUCGGGGUUUUGCCUUUUUUGGAGUAGCUUAGCGGGGUGGGGGGGAACGGACGGGGUGUGAUGAUGUGAUAGUGGGAGGGGAGGGGGUUGUAGGACUGAUAGCGCCGUGGUUGCGGUCGCGGUGCUUUUGUUCGUGUGUAUCUGUCCAGUGUGUGUGUGUGUGUGUGUGUGU
Molecule: messenger RNA, 2540 nt
Organism: Anopheles darlingi
Lineage: Eukaryota; Metazoa; Arthropoda; Insecta; Diptera; Culicidae
Product: nyctalopin-like
Exons: 4
Coding region: 257-1861 (534 amino acids)
Molecular function (GO): protein binding
Source: RefSeq, a predicted model, not a curated record